AGUGAUAGUAUCUUUGUUAAGCCAGAGCAGACUUAAAUGGUUGGACAUAACUGGAUCCAGGUUCUCUGUAAGUGAAGUAGAUUGGUGUGAAGCCAAGAUCCACAUACUGCCAAUAGUCUGGACAUCCCACUCCCGUCAGGAGCUGCUCCCAUGAACGCUGCUCUCUUUCUUUUAUUACUAGAUGUCUACGAGGGGACCUUUGCCGUUGGUCUGAUUUAGACUCGUUGUGAUCACACUGGAACCCCCUGUUCCUGUACGUACAAACACUUCCAUCGGGUUUCCCGCACACCUCGGUGGAGAAAAGCAGCAGGAAAACAAUCGUGGUAGCAUUUUUAUCUUCUUAAACAGAAAGCAACAGGUGUGAAACAUCCAACUCGGUAAUUAUUUCUAACUGAAGCAAUUAUUACUCUUGACGACACUGUGGACGUGGUGCACCAACAAUGUUUCCUUAGUUUCCCUGGCGGCGCGCCUGCUCCUCGGUUUCCAAGCCAGGGCUGUGGACUGUUCGCAUUCUGCUGACUCCCCAAUGCUUCCAACAUUUCACUGGAUUAUAACCGAGGAAAAUAACACGUUUACGGUUAACGCUGUCAUUUACUGAGAUCAUUGGGUUCUAGUAUUCUACUUCUCGCAUUUGGUGAAAGGCGAAGGCGUUAAAAGCGCGCUAAGAAACCUUUUUCAGUGAAUAUACGCAUUUUGGCCCAGCACCGUACCGAGAAGUGCACGGUGAUGGCGCAUCGGAUCCGCGUCCUGCUGCUGCUGCACCUCGCUGUGCCGCUGCUGGGCUGGCCGACCGGAGCGGGCCGGGUACGAAAAAAGGCCCCCAGGUCCCGGUCUUGCGUGGACCUGCCGGAGGAGAUUUUGGAGCAGAUGUUUGGUCGGCUGUCGGUGGGAGUGAUGAGUGCUUUUCACCACGCACUGGAGCUGGAGCCGCAUGACAUGCUCAACCUGACGUGCCCGAGCUCCGCACGGUCCCCGACCGACAGCAAGACCCGCCUCCCGGUCAACCUGCUCAGCAUCUCCCCCUGGGCCUACAGAAUCUCGUACGACCCGGCAAGGUACCCCCGCUACGUCCCUGAGGCUUACUGCCUGUGUAAGGGCUGCCUGAUUGGACCGUACGGUGAGGAGAGUGACCAGUACCGCAGCACUCCGGUCUACGCUCCCUCUGUCAUCUUGAAGAGAGCAGGCUCCUGUCUUGGCGGCCGCCACUCUUACGCCGAGGUCUAUGUCUCCAUCGCUGUGGGAUGCACCUGCGUGCCGCUGCUGGAGAAGGAGAGGGACGGCCAGAACAGCAACCAAAGCCUGGAGAGAGCAGAGGCCAAAGCCAAACAGCUCGUCUCUGCGGGGAAGAAAGUAUGAAGGAAGCUGGACUGUGGUACUCCAGAUAUGUUUUAUUUUAUUUUUUACACCUGAUGCACAUUUCUGGUCUUCGUCCUUCCCCAUUGACAUUUUUAUUAAUUUAAGGGAAUAUACUUGUAAAGUAGAAGCCCCAUUAGUGUCCCUAAUCAAGCACACAUUAUAUAUUUGCAUGAUGAAUGGAUAGUACAGAGGUACUGAUUAACAUCUCUGUUCAUUUUUGGGAAAGGUUUUUCAUCUAAAAGCAAAUAAGGAUGUAGUUUGUUGUUUGGUUUGCUCUCCAAUAGGACUUAUCUUGCCUGCUUACAUUCUUGGCUUGGUUAUAACACCCUAUGGACCCGACCUUGGUGAUGUCUUGACUACAGUUGUUUAAGGAUACAAAAAUCAAAGUUAUUGUAUUAGCUGGACUGAAGACAAUACGGCUAGAAAUCCAGAGUAAACUAGAUGAAACUCUGACACUUGAAGGGUUGGUUCAGCUCAGUGUACAGAAAACCUAUUUGACAUACUUAUUGUAUCUAGUAAUACAGUUAGUUUUUUUGCUCAGGUUUUGAGAAAUGUAUCUGAGAUUUCUACACCAAAAAAAAAAGGGUGGAGGCAGAAAUCUUAGAGAAGGACAUCUCAAAACCUGGACAAAUAAAACCAAUAUCAUUAUGGAUAGAGAAAUAAAUGAGAAUGUGUUUAUUUGUAAUUUGGGUGGACCAACAAAAGUUAACAUAUUGACCAAUGGAAUAAAAUGCCUGAU
Etheostoma cragini (Arkansas darter) is the source of this 2095-nucleotide messenger RNA. It is a transcript of the gene il17d, whose product is annotated as interleukin 17d. Gene Ontology annotation, molecular function: cytokine activity. Gene Ontology annotation, cellular component: extracellular region. The record is from RefSeq and is a predicted model, not a curated record. Bases 727 to 1356 code for a protein of 209 amino acids. The transcript is spliced from 2 exons. Gene Ontology annotation, biological process: inflammatory response. NCBI's taxonomy places the organism in Eukaryota, Metazoa, Chordata, Actinopteri, Perciformes, Percidae.